Molecule: messenger RNA, 3439 nt
Organism: Aspergillus steynii IBT 23096
Lineage: Eukaryota; Fungi; Ascomycota; Eurotiomycetes; Eurotiales; Aspergillaceae
Product: putative importin 11
Exons: 7
Coding region: 192-3329 (1045 amino acids)
Biological process (GO): protein import into nucleus
Cellular component (GO): nuclear envelope; cytosol
Molecular function (GO): small GTPase binding
Source: RefSeq, a predicted model, not a curated record
CUGAGGCGGUCUUCCUGCUGGCCCAGCUCGUUCCCCCUUGACGAUCGAUUUGCCCUCGACAGCAAGACGGGGCUUCAAAGACCCGGCAUUUAUUUGCAUACCGAGUAUUGGGAAGUCUUUGGGGUUCCUGUCUUCGCCGACAUUGGCUUGAGUGUCAAUCUCCAUACUAUCCAUCUCCUGCGUCCUUCAUCAUGGCUCACGUCGUUGAGCUUCCGGGCGAGUCAAACCCAUUGACGCAGCACAAUGUCCUCAGUGCUCUGGUCCUGGCUGCUAGUUCAACGCAGCAGCAGGUCCAGACCGGGACUAAGCAGCUCCAGCAUUGGGAGAAGCAGGAACAGUAUCAUUCCUACCUUCAGGAUGUUUUCCUGGAUCAUUCUGUGCCCGCCGAAGUUCGAUACAUGUCCAUUAUCCAAUUGAAGAACGGCAUCGACAAAUAUUGGCGAAAGACCGCGACAAAUGCCAUUAAGAAGGAGGAAAAGGACCACAUAAAGACCAGGGCUCUCCACGCUGGUCUCGUCGAGCCCGCUCCUCUCUUAGCCCUUCACAAUGCGUUGAUGAUCGCUAAAAUCAUGCGUUACGAAUUUCCUCAUGACUGGCCCGAUGGAAUCUCCUCGCUCAUUACCUUCCUCCGCUCCUCAACCCAGCCCGGCGCCAACCCGAUACAGUUGCCACGAACCCUGGUCAUAAUCCUCCAGAUAAUAAAGGAGCUAUCAACAGCUAAGAUGCUUAGGACGAGGGCAAACCUCCAGUCUGUUGCUCCGGAAAUAUUCCAUCUCCUGGGUGGCAUAUACGUGGAUAAAGUAAAUACGUGGGCUACUUCUUUGGAACAAGGCGGUGCGGACGAGGGAUCGUUGCUAGAAGCGAUAGAGCAAAGUCUUGUCUGUCUCAAGGUCAUUCGGCGUCUGGUUAUUGCUGGAUUCGAGCACCCCAGUCGAGACAAUGAUGUCCGCCAAUUCUGGGUACUGACUCACUCUCAUUUCAGUAGAUUUUUGGGGUUCAUUAAUGGAUCCGUCAGUAUCCCCGAAUCGGUGCACAGGGCAACCGAAAAACACCUGUUGCAGCUUUCCAAACUUCAUGUUGAGAUGGCCAAAGACCGGCCUGCAUCCUUUGCCCUGCUUCCGGACAGCAUUGCUCUUGUGCAAUCUUAUUGGACAUUGGUGGCCAAACUAGGCGAGAACUAUGACCAACUAGGGGCCGGUGGUGAACCGGAAGGAAAGUCGCUGAUGGAAAAGACAGGCCUCAGGGCUUUGCUGUUGAUAAGAGCCUGCUCGAAAAUGGCGUUCAACCCAGCCCAGACCUUCAAGUACCAAACCCCGCAAGACAAAGAGGAGAAAAAGGCUUCUGUCGAGCUCGUCAAAUCGCAACUCUUUACGCACGACUUUGUGGUCAUUGUUAUGGAACUGCUUGUCACGCAAUUCUUCCGGUUUAGGAAAAACGACUUUCAAGAAUGGGAGGAAGACCCCGAGGAAUGGGAGAGAAAAGAGGAGGAUAUCUCUGACGCCUGGGAGUUCUCUAUCCGAUCGUGUUCCGAAAAGCUCUUCCUCGACCUGGUGAUCCAUUUCAAGGAUCUGCUCAUUCCCCGACUUCUAAGUGUGUUUUACUCAUUUGCAAGCCUUGAAAAGCGCGAUGUAUUGUUGAAGGAUUCUUUAUACUCAGCCAUUGGAUUGGCCGCCGCAAGUUUGGAACAGCACUUAGACUUCAAUGAUUUCUUGCAGACGACGCUCGUUCCGGAAGUCCAGCUGCAGGAGCAGGGCUAUAACGUCCUUCGGAGAAGAAUCGCAAUCUUGCUGGGCCAAUGGGUUCCUGUCAAACCGAGCGAACUGAACAAAGAUGCGAUUUACCAGAUCUUCCAGCAUUUGCUCAACAAGGAAGACCCGCUAAAUGAUCUAGUUGUUCGGAUCACUGCUGGUCGACAGCUCAAAAGCGUGCUUGAUCCUUUCGAGUUCUCCCCUGCUGGGUUCAUGCCAUAUGCGCCGUCCGUGCUCCAGAACUUGAUGUCUCUAGUACAAGAGGUAGAGCUCUCGGAGAUCAAGAUGGGUCUUUUGGACACAGUCCGCACUGCGGUGGUAAAGAUGGAAGAUCAUAUUGCCCCCUUCUCCGAUCAAAUUCUCGCCUUGUUGCCUCCACUAUGGGAGGAAUCCGGCGAGGAGCAUUUGAUGAAGCAGGCCAUUCUUACUCUUCUUUCUUCUCUGAUACACUCUCUCAAACAAGAGUCCGCCAGAUAUCACUCGCUCAUUCUUCCUCUCAUCCAGAAUUCGGUCGAACCAGGCUCUGAAACCAUCGUGUAUCUUCUAGACGAGGCUUUGGAAUUAUGGUCUGCCAUUCUGAUGCAGACUCCCACUCCCGCGUCUCCUGAAAUACUCGGCCUUAUUCCUGCUCUUUUCCCUAUCCUCGAAGCGGCGACGGACAGUGCCCCUCAGGCACUCCAGAUCGCCGAGUCUUACAUCUUCCUCGCACCCCAGGAAAUACUGAGCGAUCGCAUUCGUCUUCCCCUGCUCGCCUCCUUUGAAGCCCUGUUGAAAUCUACCACCAAGCAGCGCCUUGGUAUCGUGCCACGUCUCGUGGAACUCAUGAUCCGCGGCGCCGAAGCCGUGGACGGCGGAAGCGAAAACACCUACAAUGUCAUAACCCGCUCGCUGCUCGACAGCUCUUUUCUACCCGCGCUCCUGGAGGGCCUCUACUCCGCCCACGAGGCCAGUCAAACCACCGGACCAAACCGGAAACAGAGCUCCGUCUACGGCGUAGUCGAAACAGAUUACCUCUCUGUCCUCGCUCGCCUGGCCCUGGCCCACCCCAAGAUCUUCGCCUCGGCCGUGUCAACCGCCACCGGGACGUCCGACGAGCAAGCCCUCACCUGGAUCCUAACCGAGUGGUUCUUCCACUACGACAACAUCGGCAGCACGAACCAAAAGAAGCUCCACGCGCUUGCCCUCACUCAGCUCCUCACCCUCAACGGGCCCGACUCCCAGCCCCCCGCCUACAUCCUCACCCAUCUCCAAUCCUACAUGAACAUCUGGACCGACAUCAUCACCGAACUCGCCGAGGGGGCCGAAGGCGACCCCAACGACCCGCGCAGCGGCGAUCAUCUGAUCUACUGGAACAACGCGGAGACAGGUACCUCCGAGGAGCACGAGGCGCCGGAGAACAUCCGUCGGCGCGAGUGGGAUAACGCCGACAUCCUGCACAAGAUCAACAUCCGCGACUUUGUUCGCGAGCGCCUCCGCUCCCUGAUCGUCGGAUGUGGUGGAGAACAACGGUUCCAGGAGGAAUGGCUGCUCAAUGUCGACCGGGAGGUGGUUGCUGCAUUUGGGGCUUUGGGUCUGUUUUGAUUGCACACUUACUGCCUUGUGUUUUACUUUCUGUUAUAAGUUUAUACCACAUCUCCUAUCUACACAUAUACUCUAUGCAUGUGCGGGGUUUUAUCCUAUUUUGUUGGCGG